Molecule: messenger RNA, 693 nt
Organism: Magallana angulata
Lineage: Eukaryota; Metazoa; Mollusca; Bivalvia; Ostreida; Ostreidae
Exons: 7
Coding region: 1-693 (230 amino acids)
Source: RefSeq, a predicted model, not a curated record
AUGCUGAUCCAGAAAAAUGCAAUAAAUGGUGAUAAUGAGAGAAUAUGCAGGGAAUUAGACUUGGAGGCUCGAGCGGCAAGACGGAAACAGAUAGAAGACUUCUUUACUGAUCCCGUGGACCGGGAGCUAUUUCCAUUAGAUCCCCCUGAUAUCCCAACAAGCCGUACCUACCGACCAAUUGAGAUACCGACAGCAGAAGAGAGCAUUUCGAUAAUGUUGGCAAAAUACAGCGCAGCCUUGAGGGACAAAGACUUCAUGCGGGAGGUGUAUGAAUAUCGCCGUUUACCGAGGCCACCAGCCCGGGGACUGGCACCACUAUCCUAUGAUUGGCUGACACUAAACACGUACUCUGGACUGAUGCAAUCCACAGAACAACUGGAUCUCAGGGACCCACAGGUCAACGCAAAUGUCCAACAAACGCUUGAUACCGAAAUUGAAACUACAGACGAUCAAGGAAUGAAAGAAUGUGAUCCAUGUUUUAGCGUUGAUGAGGAAGAGAAGAGUAAACAUCAAACAUCUUGGUUCGUUCAACUUUUCUGUUGUGGCGCAAACUCCAUUCCAAAGAAGGUCAGACAAAAAAAUAGAGAAAAAAGAAAAGGGUUUCUUUCUCGACUUAGGAGAGUUUUUUGGGGGGAAAAAAAAGAACUCGAGUUACCACGAGAAAAUUUCUUUGUGAUAUCGUGCAAUAUUUGA